Aspergillus clavatus NRRL 1 is the source of this 1260-nucleotide messenger RNA. RefSeq names its product RNP domain protein. Lineage: Eukaryota; Fungi; Ascomycota; Eurotiomycetes; Eurotiales; Aspergillaceae. The transcript has 8 exons. Gene Ontology annotation, cellular component: cytoplasm; nucleus. Bases 1 to 1260 code for a protein of 419 amino acids. The record is from RefSeq and is a predicted model, not a curated record. Gene Ontology annotation, molecular function: mRNA binding.
AUGCCUUCCGAUUCCUUUGAUACUGAUUACCCGCAGCGCGAGAGGUCUCGCUCUCCUCGCAGACGUUCCCGCAGCCCUCGACGCAGCCGUCGGUCGUAUUCGCCGCGCAGCCGCUCGCGCAGUCGUGACGACUAUCGCCGCAGUGAUCGCCGUUCUCGGUCUCCUAUGAGUGCGACUCAAGCUGGAGAGGUCAUCUUCGCCGACGUUUUACUACUUCCCAAUGGAAUGUCGAAGGUGGGCGCCAAUGUGAUUGUGGAAUACGCUACAAGGGAGCAAGCGCAGAAUGCCGUCAACACGCUUAGCAACCAGAGCCUCAUGGGCCGUCUCGUCUACGUUCGCGAGGACCGCGAACCCGAGCCGCGCUUUACUGGCGGCCCUUCCCGAGGUGACUUUGGGGGUGCUGGUGGCAGAGGUGGUUUCGGCGGAGGCUAUGGCGGUGGUGCCCCUGUUGGUGGUGCUGGUGGAGGCGGAAGACAGCUCUUUGUCUCUAACCUCCCCUUCAACGUUGGCUGGCAAGACCUGAAGGAUCUGUUCCGCCAAGCUGCUCAGCAAGGUGCCGUGAUUCGCGCCGACGUCCACACGGAUGCCACUGGCCGCCCCAAGGGUUCUGGCAUUGUCGCGUUCGAGUCCCCCGACGACGCGCGCACCGCUAUUCAACAGUUCAACGGCUACGACUGGCAGGGACGCACAUUGGAGGUUCGGGAAGACCGGUUCGCCGGUUCCGGCCCCGGCUUUGGCGGCCGUGGCGGGUUUGGUGGUCGUGGUGGUUUUGGAGGCGGCUUCCCCGCUCGCGGUGGCUUUGCUGGCCGUGGUGGAUUUGGCGGCGGCUUCCGAGGUGGCUAUGGUGCGCCUGGGGGCUUCGGAGCUCCUCAGACUUUCGAGCCCGCGCCCUCGGUGCCUCCAAACCCGUUCACCGACUAUGCAACCUCUGGAGGCGAGAAGAGCCCUGUGAUCUACGUGCGCAAUUUGCCAUGGUCUACUUGCAACGAUGAUCUGGUGGAUCUCUUCUCGACCAUCGGAAAAGUUGAGCGCGCUGAGAUUCAGUACGAGCCCAACGGCCGCUCUCGGGGAACCGGUGUGGUUCAGUUCGAUAAUGAGGAGACAGCGGAGACUGCUAUUGCCAAAUUCACCGGUUAUCAAUACGGUGGUCGUCCUCUCGGCAUCACGUUUGUUAAAUACAUGAACCUUGGACCGGGUCCAGGUGAUGCUUUGGAGGGCACCGAGCCGGCUCCUGGAAUCACUCAGGACCAGAUCAUGUAA